Molecule: messenger RNA, 780 nt
Organism: Triticum turgidum subsp. durum (durum wheat)
Lineage: Eukaryota; Viridiplantae; Streptophyta; Magnoliopsida; Poales; Poaceae
Source: the annotation of a GenBank genome assembly
AUGCAGGGGUGCGACGGCUCGGUUCUGCUGGACUCGGCCAACAAGACGGCGGAGAAGGACGUGCAGCCGAACCAGACGCUCCGUGGCUUCGGCUUCGUCGAGAGGGUGAAGGCCGCCGUGGAGAAGGCCUGUCCCGACACUGUCUCCUGCGCCGACGUCCUCGCCCUCAUUGCCAGGGACGCAGUAUGGCUGAGCAAGGGUCCAUUCUGGACAGUUCCCCUAGGCCGGCGAGACGGCAGCGUGUCCAUAUCCAACGAGACCGACGCGCUGCCACCCCCGACUUCCAACUUCACCGUGCUCACCCAGCUCUUCGCCGCUGUCAACCUCGACGCCAAGGACCUUGUCGUCCUCUCCGCCGGGCACACGAUCGGGACGUCACACUGCUUCUCCUUCUCCGACCGGCUCUACAACUUCACCGGCAUGGAAAACCCCAGCGACAUCGACCCAACGCUGGAGCCACAGUACAUGAUGCGGCUAAAGAGCAAGUGUGCCAGCCUCAACGACAACACCACCCUUGUGGAGAUGGACCCCGGCAGCUUCAAGACCUUCGACACCGACUACUUCAAGCUGGUGAGCAAGCGGAGGGGCCUCUUCCACUCCGACGGUGCCCUCCUCACCGACCCCUUCACCCGCGCCUAUGUCCAGCGCCACGCCACCGGCGCCUUCAAGGAGGAGUUCUUCGCUGACUUCGCGGCCUCCAUGAUCAAGAUGGGCAAUGCCAAUCCGCUCACAGGCAGCCAGGGCGAGAUCAGGAAGAAGUGCAGCGUGGUGAACCAUUAA